UAGUUUACAAUUGUUUAUAAUUAAACAGCAUUAUUAGUGCAUUUGUUUACCUUCUUUCGACGCACCUUGUGUUUGUUAAUUGGUCCUAGUAAAAAUUACGAUCGACCAAGUGACAGCUGCUCUACUUGACAAUUGUCACUGUUUUGUUAUUGUGCUGAACGAAGGCGGGGAGAAUUUUAGAGUGAUAAGCAACAGCUUUCACGACUUUAUUGAGUGACGAACCGAUUAAUUUUUUUUAUGGAAGCAAAGCGAGAAGUCAAAAUGGCAGACGACAAAAACGAUGAUACGCCGGGGCGGGAUUCCGAAAGUAAAUCGAAUCCAGCGGAGGAGAGAUCGCGAUACUUCAAAAAGUUGGAAGAAUGGCUCCAGGAGGCAUACGCCUGGCAAAGUGUCGCAGCAAUGUUUCCCUAUUACAUGAUGUCAGGGCAAUCCGUUACGAAUCCAACAUUUGCUUCAAUGCCGUUCCAACCAAAUCAAAUACCAACACCGUCGAAUAUACAAGGAAUAAUAACUGGAAACGUAGAUAGACAGAAUGAGACAGUAAGGCAAAGGAGGCCUCAGGAACAACCCACAGGACCUUUCCAACCUCCAGGAACUGAUGGUUAUGAGUAUCGGAUUCCCCCGAUUUGGAAGAGGUUCGCAGCAGAAUUUAUAGAUUCAACAAUGCUAUUUCUCUUAAAGUUUUCCAUCACUUUCAUCGCAAUCGACGUCUUCGAUUUUAUAGACAUUGAAGACUUAGAUUUGUUGCAAACAAAUUUACGUAUUGAUUAUAAAAUGGCUCUGGAGAUGACUUAUGGAAUUCUGAUUUUGGAAGUAAUUCAUCGCGUGAUAGUUUGUAUCUUUGAGGCCUUUUGGCUUCAACAUGGAGUGUACGGUCUUAUCGGAGGAGCCACUCCUGGCAAGUACAUGAUGGGUUUACGGGUAGUUCAGUGCCGAAGUAUAACUCCCGUUGAACGUCCGAAUGAGCAGGACGUGGUGCUGGUGAGCCCUGGGACUGAUCUGGGCCUGCCAUUAGCAUUGGGUCGAUCAAUGGUGAAGAAUUUCGUGCUGGCAUUCAUAUUUCCGAUUUGUUUUUCCCUGUUCUUCUUUAGGUUCAACAGAACUGGCUACGAUUUGAUCUGUCACUCCCUCGUCAUAGAGGAUCCCUACAGAAAUAACAAUCGGCCACACCAGGAGUAAUCUAAUGGUGCAUGGAAAUCUCUGUGAUGUGUACAUAAUGGCUGUAUGUGCUUCUUGUACCAAAUGCAUGCGGGUCAUGUGUAUGGCGUGUAUAUACGUGUAAAAAAAAAAAAAUAAAAAUGAUUGC
Molecule: messenger RNA, 1306 nt
Organism: Trachymyrmex cornetzi
Lineage: Eukaryota; Metazoa; Arthropoda; Insecta; Hymenoptera; Formicidae
Product: protein FAM8A1
Exons: 5
Coding region: 238-1179 (313 amino acids)
Source: RefSeq, a predicted model, not a curated record